Cadophora gregata is the source of this 970-nucleotide messenger RNA. RefSeq names its product Dynein light chain (gene DYN2). The transcript is spliced from 6 exons. The coding region runs from base 1 to 564 and encodes 187 amino acids. Gene Ontology annotation, biological process: microtubule-based process; cilium assembly. Lineage: Eukaryota; Fungi; Ascomycota; Leotiomycetes; Helotiales; Ploettnerulaceae. Gene Ontology annotation, molecular function: dynein intermediate chain binding; dynein light intermediate chain binding. The record is from RefSeq and is a predicted model, not a curated record. Gene Ontology annotation, cellular component: cytoplasmic dynein complex.
AUGAAAGAAGUGGACGACGCGCAGUUGUCAAGACGCCGAGACGACUUGCACAUUGUUCUACAUUCAAGAGGAACAUCUACCAUCACACCAGGACGUGGCCACUUGCGAAGAGUUUCUGCUACUACCGAACUGUCUUCGAUCUCGAGCUAUCCACACGCUGUUGCAUUUAAUCGUUACCACAGUUACAUUACCAGAGACCAAGCAAGUCAAUUCAGCCUCACUCCUCAGCCGAUCAACCCACCAGGAGAACGUCAAGUAAAUAAAUCUGUAAAUAUGUCGACCACCGAGAAAGCAAAGGACAAGCUUGAGGCUCAGAUCAAGUCUGCCGAUAUGACGGAUGAUAUGCAGCAGGAGGCAAUUGAUGUUGCACAAGAAGCUAUGAACAAGUUCACAGUUGAGAAGGAUAUUGCGAUGCACAUCAAGAAGACUUUCGAUGAGCGCAAGGGACCUACCUGGCACUGCAUUGUCGGUCGCAACUUUGGAUCGUUCGUCACCCACGAGACCAAACACUUUAUAUACUUCUACCUUGGCCACUGCGCGAUCCUCCUUUUCAAGACGCAAUAAAUGCAUCCACUAUACCUUGAAAUACCUCCUUUCACUUUUCCACCUGUCCAAAUUCGGUUUGUUCGGCGCACACAAGGCAAAAAGUUAUACUCGAUUUGAGCCACAUCCGGCUUUGGGACGGCUUGGAUGGUUAGGAGUGGUUUGUUAGGGAUAUGAUUAAUACGCUGGCUUGCUUUGGUUCUGAUCUGGAAGGUUUGCGCGCGCUGAAAGACGGGACACAUGGUUUCACGAAUGGAAAGCCAACGCAUCGCGCAGGUGAUGGAUUGGUGCAUAGAUGAGGACUUGUUCGUCUGGAUGGGAACGGCCAUUUGGAGACAGACUCCUGGAUCCUUAACGAGGACAUGUGAUGCAUGAAUGAAUGCUGCUUUCGUCUUUAUGAAUGCAACUGAUGACACCAUUUGUUUCC